Messenger RNA from Papaver somniferum (opium poppy), 1695 nucleotides. RefSeq names its product DAR GTPase 3, chloroplastic-like. The coding region runs from base 96 to 1232 and encodes 378 amino acids. The record is from RefSeq and is a predicted model, not a curated record. The transcript has 9 exons. Gene Ontology annotation, molecular function: GTP binding; GTPase activity. Lineage: Eukaryota; Viridiplantae; Streptophyta; Magnoliopsida; Ranunculales; Papaveraceae. Gene Ontology annotation, cellular component: mitochondrion.
GAACUCUUAUCUACCUUCCCCUCCUCUUCUCUUCUCUCCCACUCUGAACCUUGAACCUGUAAGAAGCACCUACACUCAAAAUCUUAAGAGAAGCAAUGUCUAUUCAGAGCUCUGGUCUGAGGCUACCACCUACUAUCACCACCACCACCACCACCAACACCAGUAAAACCAGUCACCCUCUUCUUCUUCGGAAGCAAAACAAGUCAAUACAAAUGUGUCUUGCAUCAUCAACGGUUGUUCAUCCAUCUCAAACAUCUUCUAUUCAGAUUGUGGGUGGCAAGGCGCCGAAUUGGUACAGUAAUGGGGAUACAUAUGAGGGGGCUGAUGGAGAAAUUGAUUGGCCUGAUUUAGAUGCAGACCUACAAUAUUGGACCAGAUUACUUCGUCCUGUUCAGUGGUAUCCUGGUCAUAUUGCAAAAACUGAGAAGGAGCUUAAAGAACAACUCAAAUUGAUGGAUGUUGUCAUAGAGGUUCGAGAUGCAAGAAUACCUCUUGCCACAGGUCAUCCCCAGAUGGAGGCUUGGAUUGGCAGUAGGAAAAGAAUUCUAGUUCUCAAUAGAGAAGAUUUGAUUUCCACUUCCGAUAGAAAUGCAUGGGCACAUUAUUUCGCCAACCAGGGGACGAAAGUUGUCUUUGCCAAUGGGAAACUUGGGACGGGAGCCAUCAAACUUGGGAGAUUAGCAAAGUCUAUGGCUGUUGGGGUGAAUGUCAAGCGUAAAUCAAAAGGAUUACUUCCCCGUGCAGUUAGGGCUGGAAUAGUUGGGUAUCCAAAUGUUGGUAAAUCUUCUCUUAUUAACCGUUUGCUGAAGCGGCGUUUAUGUACUGCAGCUCCUAGACCUGGUGUCACAAGGCAUUUGAAAUGGGUCCAUUUUGGGAAAGAUCUGGAGCUGCUAGAUUCUCCUGGUAUAAUCCCGAUGAGAAUAAGUGACCAAACAUCUGCAAUAAAGCUUGCUAUAUGUGAUGACAUUGGAGAAAGAUCAUAUAAUGUCGCUGAUGUGGCUGCAAUUCUUGUACAGAUGCUGAUGAGGAUACCGACAGUAGGUUCAAAAGCUCUUUAUCAGCGUUACAAGAUCAUUGCAGAGGGUCCUGGGCACAGUGGGAAAAUAUUUGUUGAUAAAUUGGCUCUUCAAAUGUUCAACGGAGAUGUUCAUCAAGCAUCAUUUCGUCUCUUGACAGACUUUCGAAAAGGGAAAUUUGGUUGGGUUGCACUUGAGAGGCCACCAAAACAGUAAUUAAUGGUUGGCUAUUUCAAAUGGUUAAAUUUUGACACUUCCAUAUAGUUUCUCUGGAUAAAAUCUAUGUAGAUACCACUGAAAUUUGGAGGCUGCACCUGGAUAUCAGAAUGGAUGCAUGUUGACCUGAUGUUAUAACUCGUCAAGGCCAUGCCUGGUAUCUCGCAGGGACAUAUCACUUCGGGGAUGCUUGGUCUGAUUUUAUAGUAUGCAAAUUUUCUCGCCAAUUUGCAACAGGCUCGCACUGAAGGCUGAAUCUGCUGCAAAGUUUUGCAGUAAAGAAAUCAGAGAGAAAAUAUGCUCGCUUUAUAUUCCGUUUAAACUUCUCUGUAAUAUUCGUCUCUCGUGCAACCGUAUUCCGAUCUCCUUCAUGUUCCUUAAAAGAGAUCAAAAUCUUCCUAUAUAAAUCUUUGUUUAUGUAUAAAUUUCGAAAAUAUCGUUGUUUGUGUCUGUGAGUUGCAAA